This is a messenger RNA of Uloborus diversus, 2537 nucleotides long. RefSeq names its product protein unc-13 homolog A-like. Lineage: Eukaryota; Metazoa; Arthropoda; Arachnida; Araneae; Uloboridae. Gene Ontology annotation, molecular function: phospholipid binding; calcium ion binding; diacylglycerol binding. Gene Ontology annotation, cellular component: presynaptic active zone cytoplasmic component; terminal bouton; presynaptic membrane. The coding region runs from base 25 to 2481 and encodes 818 amino acids. The record is from RefSeq and is a predicted model, not a curated record. Gene Ontology annotation, biological process: dense core granule priming; synaptic vesicle maturation; neuromuscular junction development. The transcript is spliced from 23 exons.
CCGUUCUACAGCAACAUCGACUCCAUGCCCGACAUUCGACCCAGGAGGAAGUCCAUACCUUUGGUUAGCGAAUUGGUGCUCAAGACCAUGGCUGCAACAAAGCGAAAUGCUGGUCUAACUUCCGCUGUGCCCCGCCAGUCGUUGAAUGAUGAGGAAUUGAAGACGCACGUCUACAAAAAGACCCUCCAGGCCCUCAUCUAUCCCAUCUCCAGCACGACGCCACACAACUUCCAACCAUGGACGGCCACUUCGCCAACCUACUGUUAUGAGUGCGAAGGACUCUUAUGGGGCAUCGCCCGCCAAGGAGUGCGCUGCACUGAGUGCGGAGUCAAGUGUCACGAAAAGUGCAAAGAUCUACUCAAUGCAGACUGCCUGCAACGUGCGGCGGAGAAGAGUUCCAAGCACGGAGCCGAUGAUAAGGCUAAUAACAUCAUUAUGGCGAUGAAAGAAAGAAUGAAAAUCAGGGAGCGAGACAAACCAGAAAUUUUCGAGCUUAUCAGGGGCAUAUUUUCUGUCGAAAACAACAUCCACGCGACGCACAUGAAGGCCGUGAAACAGAGUGUCCUGGACGGUACCUCCAAAUGGUCAGCAAAAAUUGCAAUCACCGUGAUUUGCGCUCAGGGGCUGAUCGCUAAAGAUAAGAGCGGGACCAGUGAUCCGUACGUCACGGUACAGGUGGGGAAAACGAAGAAAAGGACACGCACAAUGCCUCAAGAUCUCAACCCCAUCUGGAACGAAAAAUUUUAUUUUGAAUGCCACAAUUCAUCGGAUCGCAUCAAAGUAAGAGUGUGGGAUGAAGACAACGAUUUAAAAUCCAAACUACGACAGAAGUUGACACGCGAAUCGGACGAUUUUUUGGGUCAAACGAUAAUCGAGGUGCGCACACUUAGUGGAGAAAUGGAUGUAUGGUACAAUUUAGAAAAACGAACUGACAAAUCUGCCGUCUCCGGCGCCAUUCGCCUUCAUAUCAGCGUAGAAAUUAAGGGGGAGGAAAAAGUAGCUCCCUAUCAUGUGCAAUACACGUGUCUUCAUGAAAAUCUUUUCCAUUACUUAUGUGAACAAAAUGAAAAUGGUGAUGUUAAACUGCCUGAAGCCAAAGGAGAUGAUGCGUGGAAAGUCUAUUUCGAUCAACCUGCUCAAGAUAUCGUAGACGAAUUUGCUAUGCGGUACGGUAUCGAAUCUAUCUAUCAAGCUAUGACACAUUUUCACUGCCUGUCCACCAAAUACAUGUGCCAAGGAGUACCCGCCGUCAUGAGUACAUUACUCGCAAACAUUAACGCUUACUAUGCACACACCGCCGCUUCCUCAGCUGUCUCAGCUAGUGAUAGAUUCUCUGCCUCCAAUUUUGGGAAAGAAAAAUUCGUCAAACUUUUGGACCAAUUACACAAUUCUCUCCGCAUAGAUUUAUCCAUGUAUCGCAAUAACUUUCCCGCAUCAAGUGCUGAAAAACUCCAAGAUUUGAAGUCAACAGUUGAUCUGUUGACGAGCAUCACGUUCUUUAGAAUGAAGGUGCAAGAAUUGUCCAGUCCUCCCCGUGCCAGCACUGUAGUGAAGGACUGUGUGAAGGCGUGCCUGCGUUCCACGUACCAAUUCCUAUUCGAGAACUGUUACGAACUGUACGGUCGGGAGUUCCAGGUGGAGCCACAGGACAAGGGGCGGGAAGGUACCGACGACCACGGCCCAUCCCUGCACAACCUCGACUUCUGGCACAAACUCAUCGCGCUCAUGGUCUCUGUGAUAGAGGAGGACAGAAACAGUUAUACACCCGUUCUCAACCAAUUUCCUCAGGAGCUAAACUGUGGUCAACUCAGUGCUGGAACGAUGUGGAGUUUAUUUGGUGUCGAUAUGAAAUAUGCUUUAGAAGAACACGAGCAGCACAGACUUUGUAAAAGCUCAGCCUACAUGAACUUGCACUUUAAAGUAAAAUGGUUUUAUAAUAAUUAUGUUAAAGAUGUCCCUCCGUACAAAGAAACCGUACCUGAAUAUCCGGCGUGGUUCGAGCCGUUUGUGAUGCAGUGGUUGAAUGAAAACGAUGAUGUUUCCCUGGAAUACCUCAAUAGUGCCUUCUUGAGGGAUAAGAAAGAUGGAUUUCUUCAAAGUUCAGAGCAUGCUCUUUUCUCCAACUCGGUGGUUGAUGUGUUCACGCAGCUGACGCAAUGCUUCGAUGUAAUUAGCAAGCUGGAAUGUCCGGAUCCAGAACUAGUCAAACGGUACAUGAAGCGAUUCGCAAAGACCAUUGUAAAGGUGCUCACUUCCUACGCAGAUAUAGUAAAGAAAGAAUUUCCGAAUUUUAUAAGUCAGGAGAAGACGGCAUGUAUAUUAAUGAACAACAUUCAACAACUGCGGGUUCAGUUGGAGAAAAUGUUCGAGUCCAUGGGUGGAGAGAAGCUGGACGACGAAGCAGCUGGUAUCCUCAACGAAUUGCAGCAAGCGUUGAACACUGUACUAGACGAUUUGAGUGUAGUCUUUGCAAAGAGGUGAUCACCCUUAAUAGUUAUUUUCAAAAUUGCAAUAACUUAGUUGUAGAGUGCGUAGUU